Messenger RNA from Cajanus cajan (pigeon pea), 1209 nucleotides. Its product is annotated as isoliquiritigenin 2'-O-methyltransferase. NCBI's taxonomy places the organism in Eukaryota, Viridiplantae, Streptophyta, Magnoliopsida, Fabales, Fabaceae. The record is from RefSeq and is a predicted model, not a curated record. Gene Ontology annotation, molecular function: protein dimerization activity; O-methyltransferase activity.
UCAAAAAUAAAAGGAAACAACAAUGGGUUCUAAUUAUGGAGAGGAAAACAAUGCAUGGAUCUCUGCAAUGAAUCAUUUGCUUGGAACAGUAUAUUCUGCGGUAUUGAAAGUUGCCCUUGAACUCAACUUGUUUGAGAUCAUAGCAAAGGCAUCAGCAGUUGGUGUCUCAGCAUCUGAUGUUGCUUCAGAACUUCCAACACAACACCCAGAAUUGCCUCGCAGGCUUGACCGCAUAUUGUGUCUAUUAGCGAGUAACUCUCUUCUUAUUUGUUCCACUCGUACAAAUGAAGAUGGUCACGUUGAAAGGCUUUACCAGCUAUCCCCUGUUGGUAAAUACUUCGUCAAAGAUGAAAUUAACGGUUCUUUGGCUUUCCUAGCAACUUUCUUCCAGCACCGAGUAAGCGUAGAUGUCUUCCUUGAUUUUAAGGAGAUACUUCUGGACUUUGACAAGGGAUUAUUCGAGAAAGUUCACGGAGUGCCUUUUUUUGAACACAUACAGUUAAAUCCGACUUUGAAUAAUGUUUUUCAUAAGGCAAUGUCUGAUCUAUGUAUAAUUGAGAUGAACAAGAUACUUGAAACAUAUGAAGGAUUUGAAGAAAUAUCGUUGCUAGUUGAUGUGGGUGGUGGCAUUGGCCAAAAUUUGAAUAUGAUAAUCUCUAAGUAUCCUUCUAUAAAUGGUAUUAACUUUGAUCUACCCCAUGUCAUACAAAAUGCUCCAAUUUAUUCAGGGAUAAAGCACCUAGAAGGAGACAUGUUUAAAAGUGUUCCUAAAGGUGAUGCUAUAAUAUUGAAGACCGUAUUGCACAAUUGGUCGGAUGAAAAAUGUAUAAAAAUUUUGAGUAAUUGCUACGAAGCUUUGCCACAAAAUGGGAAGGUAAUCGUCAUAGAGGUCAUAGUUCCUGAAGCAAUUCACUCUACCGAUUUAGAUAAAAUGGUAACUGGCUUUGACAACGUGAUGUUGCUGAAUGGGGGGACCGAAAGAACGGAGAAACAAUUUGAGAAUUUAUGCAACCAUUCAGGAUUUUCUCAUUUUCAAGUAGCUACUCGUGUUUUCUCUACUCUGGCAGUGAUUGAGUUUCGUAAGUGAAUAAUAGUAAGUUUAGGAUCAUAAACCUUGAUUGACUGUAUAUUACUGAUGAUGCAGUCACCAUGCACUUAUUAAUAUUUGUGCAAAUAAAUGUUAUGGAAUAAAUGGUCCAGUUAUAAUUA